Messenger RNA from Macadamia integrifolia, 2150 nucleotides. Its product is annotated as protein DYAD-like. The transcript is spliced from 8 exons. Bases 72 to 1997 code for a protein of 641 amino acids. NCBI's taxonomy places the organism in Eukaryota, Viridiplantae, Streptophyta, Magnoliopsida, Proteales, Proteaceae. The record is from RefSeq and is a predicted model, not a curated record. Gene Ontology annotation, biological process: reciprocal meiotic recombination; meiotic sister chromatid cohesion; meiotic cell cycle.
UGGGUUAUUUCUACGAAAUUGAUCACACGAAGCUACCACCGAGAUCCCCUAUACAACUCAAAAUUAUUCGUAUGGUCAUGGUGACUGAAAAGACUGAGCUCAUUGUAUCAGUGAAGUUUCCGAGUAAUCUCUCUCUUCGAACUUACUUCGAUAAAGACCCAUCAAGCCGAAACCCACAGGAUCUCGCAGGCAAAGUUCAACCCGCUCUAGACGAGCAGUUCGUCAUUGGAUCAAGACUAGCGAAGAAAAUUUUCAUGAGACAAGUUCCAUCUUCUGAGGUAUUAAAACAGAAGAACUUACAGAGCUUCUGGUUGGUACCUCUUGAAGUAUCUGAAAGCCCAAGUUGUGUUACCAAGGAGAGAUUACCGGAUGACCCUGUGGUGAAGGGAACAUGUUGGUCGGCUCUGAAAUGUGCAGGUCAAGUGCACUGGGGAGUGCGCAGGCAAGUGACGUUUAUCGGACGGCACAAGAAGAAAAUGUCUCAACCAUUUUUGGUUUCGAGAGAAGGAAAGGAGGUAGAAGAAGAGGAGGAUGAUGAUGAUGAGGCGUCCUUGGGCAAGAACAGGUGGUCCGUGGAGAGGUAUAAGCUGGCGGAGGAGAAAUUGCUUGGGAUAAUGAAAGAGAAGGAGGCGGUGAUAGGGCACCCGAUGCUUCGGCCAGCACUGAGGGAGGAGGCAAGGAAGCACAUCGGUGAUACAGGGCUGCUAGACCACCUCCUGAAGCACAUGGCCGGGAAGGUUGCUCCAGGAGCCAAGGAGCGGUUCCGUCGAAGGCAUAACCCAGAGGGAGCAAUGGAAUACUGGCUGGAGAACGUGAAUCUGGUCAACAUUCGGAAGGCGGCAGGAGUGAACGAUCCUUACUGGAUUCCACCACCUGGGUGGAAACCUGGCGACAGCCCAUCUCAACACGGCGCUUGCGCUAGAGAGCUGAACCUGCUCAAGGAAGAAAUGGCCAUCCUUAAGAGAGAAGUGCAGGAGCUAGUCUAUACGAAACCACACGAUGGGGAAGCUAUUGGUGAUGGAGACGAUGCUAAGGUGAACGACGAAGCUAAUGCCACUCCAACGACUCCUGUUGAUAAUUCUCAGUUAGAAUCUGCCACUGUGGCCACACGACCGCAGGAAAUAUACGUGAACCUGGUGAAGAGAAAAGCUCAACUCGAGCAACAGCUCGUCGAAUAUUCCAAUUCGUUGAAGGAAAUGCAGGAGGAGCUUGGGAAGCUAUCUUCAUCUUCGAUGCAAGUGGAGAAUGCGAGAUCAGAGAUAGUCAUUGAAGAAGAACAACAAAAGAAAGAAGGAAAAGAGACUAGUACUGAUGCAGCGGCUGAGAAAGAAGAAGACGAUGGAAAGGGAGAGGCGGCAGAAAAGAAACAAAAGUUACGGAGUGGGUUCAGGAUAUGCAAGCCGCAGGGAACCUUCCUUUGGCCCAACAUGAGCAUAGUGGGCAGCAACAUUUUGUCUCCUCUCCCUACCCCACAUGCAGAGUCCCAGGUGAACGUACAGGUUGAUCAGGAUCUUCUCGUGGGCCCCACCACUCCCUCGAUCUCUUCUGCCACGUCCAAACCCAGCCUCCUCACCAGCGUCGCUCCUCCUCUCCUUACUUCUAACCCGCAGCCAAGCCCGUCUCCAGUGAGACCUUUGGCCGAGAAAAGAGGCUUUACAGUGACCGUAUCAUCGUCGUUCGUCAUACCUGAUCAAUCGACAUGCCUGGGAGAAGACAACAUUAGAACCACCAGGACAAGUACUGUCAUUCCCCAUUUUAACCUCAACCUCGACCUCAAUGACGAUUAUGUAUCGUGUGAUGCAGCAGCAGGAAAGGAGUCCAUUGUGGGGUCCGAUCAUGACGUGGCAGUCGUUAGCAGUGCUGGUACGACGAUGACAAUAGGGACGGACCAUGUGAUCCACCAUCACCAACGAGGGAACUGCUCUUCAUCUGUGGGCACGUGGCUGGCUCUCGCCACACCAAACCCCUACUUGGAUAGUCCUACCCUUCUUCCCUAGAGGACUUUUAGGCUCACAUCUCUGUUAACUGUUUGGUUUGUUUCCCCUUCACUUGUAUAGGUGAGUUUUGGCAAAGAUUGCAUCAUCGGGUUGUGCCUGUACUAAUAUAUACCGCAACAACCAUUUGGCCUAGCCUUAUUUGCUCAAAAUUUU